ACCUACUCAUCUCAUCUCAUUAUCUCUAGCCGCUUUAUCCUUCUACAGGGUCGCAGGCAAGCUGGAGCCUAUCCCAGCUGACUACGGGCGAAAGGUGUAGUCAUCACAGGGCUGACAAAUAGACACAGACAACCAUUCACACCUACGGUCAAUUUAGAGUCACCAGUUAACCUAACCUGCAUGUCUUUGGACUGUGGGGGAAACCGGAGCACCCGGAGGAAACCCACACGGACAUGAGGAGAACAUGCAAACUCCACACAGAAAGGCCCUCGCCGGCCCCGGGGCUCAAACCCGGACCUUCUUGCUGUGAGGCAAUGGCGCUAACCACUACACCACCGUGCCGCCCCACGUUUGACCUACGUUCUCCCGCCGGCGGAAAAGGAAAGCCUGCCUAGUUAAAUGUUGAUAGCAGCCAGAAUGAAGCUGGUGAUCUGGAGGAUGAUGAGCGAGGCUCUUGCUGUGCGCUCUGGGAAUACCGUUGCUGACGGGAAGUACCUGCGCAGGUGUGGAAACAGCGUAUUAAUCUUCAGAAACCUGUCGCUGAGCUGCCAGCUGUGUGGAAAAACUCAGGGAAGUUCAAAGAAGAGAGAACUGUCUGAAAAGAAGCUGACACGUUACUUCGUGGACCAGCGCAGGGUGAAAUUCCAGGCCGGGUCAGGAGGAGACGGAGCCUGCAGCUUCCACAGUGAACCUCGCAAAGAGUGGGGCGGCCCAGACGGGGGCAAUGGGGGUAACGGAGGUGACCUCAUCAUAAAAGUGAACAAGCAGAUAAAGUCCCUGUCUCUCAUAUCAGCUUCAUAUCGAGGAGAAAACGGAGAAUCUGGGAGGAGUAAGAACUGCUAUGGACGCAAUGCCAGCCCAAAGUACAUACCGGUGCCCAUAGGCACUGUGGUGAAGGAGCAGGGCAAAACAGUAGCCGAUCUUGCUCAUCACGGGCAGGAAUACGUGGCUGUACAUGGAGGAGCAGGAGGAAAAGGCAAUCGCUUCUUUCUUUCCAACGAAAACAGAGCACCAAUGACGACCACAGCCGGAGAAAAAGGAGAAGAACGAGUGCUCCAGCUGGAACUCAGGACAAUGGCACACGCUGGAUUGGUUGGAUUUCCAAAUGCAGGAAAGUCAUCAUUGCUGAGAGCGAUCUCUAACGCCCGUCCUGCUGUAGCAGCUUAUCCCUUCACCACGCUAAAUCCACAUGUGGGUGUCGUCAUGUACAGAGACCACGAGCAGCUGGCAGUGGCUGAUAUUCCUGGUAUAAUCCGCGGCGCUCACCUGAACCGUGGCCUCGGUUUGUCUUUCCUGCGUCACAUAGAGCGCUGUCGCUUCCUGCUCUUCGUGUUGGACAUGUCGUCCCCGGAGCCGUGGGAUGAGCUGCAGUGUCUGCGCUUUGAACUAGAUCAGUACGAAGCGGGUCUAUCGAAGCGUCCUCAUGCCAUCGUGGCCAACAAAAUGGACCUGAGCGGCACAAAGGAGAACCUGGAGGAGCUGAGGAGACGAGUGGAGCAGCGCAUCAUCCCUCUCUCCGCUCUCACUGGCGAUAACACAGAGGAGCUGAUCAUCCACCUGAGAGAGCUCUACGACGACCAUUCAGGACAGACAACGUUCAACUGGUAGACGUGAAGAAAAGGAUAUUACAGGUUGAAGAAGUCACUUGAUUCUCUAUCAGAGAACUAAUCUUUCUUUUUCGAAAGAGGUGAAAGUGAGUGUGUAAUGAUUGAGACAUGCAGUUUAUGAUCCUAAACUGGAGGCUAAAAGUAUCUCUUAGUCUUUGGCUAUAUUAGCCUCGUAGCUUCAAUACAAAACACCACAUAUGUCUGAUUGACUGACUAAAUUCAGGCGCUGUGAUGGCAAGGAUUAAGAAUGUAUUUGUUGUUUAUUUGAUCUAUUUAUUAAAUGCAUUUUCUAAAUAAAUACUUUCUUACCGUACAUCAUGUGUGCAGUCUAGAUCACCAAGAUGUGUUGUGACCACUUGGUCUUAAAGGAGAUGCACAGAACCUUUUAUUUUUAAAUACAUUUCUGAGUGGAUAGUAUCUCCAUCCUUGACUCUUGUACGCUGCAAAAUAUAUAUUUUUGAGAGUUAAAAUCGACCGCCAAGUUGGCAUUCGAGCUGCCCUGCUGAGCCAGCCAGCCCUGAGUGGAUGACGUUACAGCGGGAACUGGUGCUAUAGACCAAAGCCAGACUCGGCAGGCAAGAGUGGUUGCAAUGGCCUCUUUGUUCGGAUUUAUUGGAGAUUCUUCAGAUUCCUCAGAUAGUAAUACGUCUGACUGUGAUGGUCCUGAAAUUGGAGUAUGUGUACAUGCUACUGCUAUACACGUAGAACCGUAUCAGUUCGAACCAUCGGAAACUGAAUCUGAUAGUAACACAUCGGCCACUGAGGCCCCCACCUUACGAAAUAAAGCCAGGGAACAAAGCCGUCUAGAGCAGGGGUUUUCAAAGUGUGGGAGAGUCAGCCCCCCCCCUCGGAGAGCAAAUAAACAACAACGCCCCCCCCUUACAAUUUUUGUUGUUGCUAUACUUAAUGUUCCAUUCGUAUUUAAAAAAAAAUGGUGGUUGUACACAUUAUUUUUUUCUUUUUCACAUUUUAAACAUCUGUGCUUUUUAAAACAUCUUGUUUUACACAUUUUAAACAUCUCAUAGCAUCGUUAGCUAGCACCUCUUGGCAGACAACACACUGUGGCAGUGGAGCAUCUUCAGAUCCAGUCCAUGAAAAUCCAAACUUUAAAUAAUCGUGGUCAUACUUCCUUCUUUUUUCAGUCCCCCAGGAUUCCGCGGGCCUUUUUUGUGAUUGUUACGGGCUAAAAUGUCUGAUGUUGCGGGGGUUUCCAAAAAAAUUGCGAUGAAAGUUGCGGUGUUUAGGUUUUUGUUGUGAUUACAUUGCGGGAGGAAGUGAAAGUUGCGAGAAAUUGUUGCGAUUUUCUCUUUUUGUGAUUAAAAUUGAGUGAUAUGUUAAAUUUUAAGUUAUUACUGAAAAACUAUUGAUUAAAAAAAACAAAGACACUGAGAAAUGGUCCUAUAAACAACUUUACCAAUAUAAAAGAUUACCAGGACUACAAAAAUGCAGAAAAAUCGGCUUUACUUAUCCAAAUGCACCUGUUGGUUCAAAAGUUAACGUGCAGAGAACCUCACAGCGCAACAUGAAGUUACCUUAAAAUAUAAUAUAAAUGCCUCAGCUUUCAUGUAAGAAAAAAAAAAACUAUUAAUACUAGUACUGUGUGCAGGCAGUCUCUCCUGAAGACUAAAUUAAACAGUAAUUAUAAACUAAUAAAAUAAAUGGCUCAGGCUUCAUAGAAGAAAAAAAACAAUUUGAACAGAAUCUCACAGUAUGAUGCUGAAGCUGCCUAAACAAUGGAAAAUAAAAUACCAUUUUGGCAAAAAUGUUGGCAUCCAUUAAUUUCUUGUAUUAAGUAAAAAAAAAAAAAAAAGUGCACACAGUCCUUCACUGUAAACAUAACACACUUUCAGCAACAGAAUUUAAGCCUAUAUAAACAUUGUCUCGCACAUCAUGCAAUGUUGCCAGAUACUGCUGACGUUUUCCAGUCCAAAAUAUGUUCAAAACCCGCCAAAAUGCACUUGAAACCGCCAAUCUGGCAACACUGCGCGCAUGCUGCUUCUCUUGAACAUAGACAUCCGGAAGUAAGGCGGAAGGUAGUUUGUCGAUGUCACCUCAAGACGACGCCAACGAUUGGUCAAAUUUGCGGGAAAGUUGUGGUGAUUGGAUAUAAUUGCAACACCGCCCUGAAUUCGCGGGGAUUGGUUGAAUUUGCGCUGAAGUUGCAAAUCGCAACAUCCUGGAGGCUCUGUUUUUUUGCUUGGCUGUCUCCUCAGUCCCUGUAGCUUCAGGUACUAAAAAUCGAUCCAUUUUGUCUCUCUCGUUGCGCUCCCCCUGAAGAACUCUGGUGCCCCCCAGGGGGGCGCGCCCCACACUUUGAAAAGCCCUGGUCUAGAGAAUUGGAUGGAAUUGAACUGACCGUCUCAUGUGACUCUCAUUAAAACAGGAUGGGUGUUAUGCAGCAUACAUUUGCAUGCAUGCAUUUUCACUGAUGAAACAUAAAAGGCUAAUUAAAUAAUCAGAUGAACUGAGACAAUCAUAUUCUGAAGCAAAUUAAAUCUUAUACUGGUAACUUAAACACACAAUACAAUUUACAUGUAUGCAGGUAAACAGCGAGUGGUGUUGUGAUGGAACCAAAUGAGAGUCGCAUCUUACCCGUCUGUGUUCUCGCUUCUUGAAGGCCGAUCUUGUGGCCGAUUGUUUUUGAAACAAUCUGACUUUCAGUUCUUCAUUCAUACGCUUCUUCCACAUAAGGGCGAGAUAUUGCUGCUGAGGCGAGAAUAUCCAACAGAGAAAUCAGAUGACUGGUCCACUCAUUCUCCAUUUUUUCCAUACAGAGUACGCCGCUAUUACUGCUCGGCUCACGCUCCGGGAGAACUGGUGCAACUGAACUUACCUUCCUUGUCUUGUAGGUGUCUUUUCCUUUAAUUGUUGGUACUGCACCCUCUUUUUCAAUACAGCCAACGCUCCUCAACAGAUCAGAGGUCUUGUAUGAGUCCUCAGUAAAAUGUGCAGAGCAGAGACCACUUCGUAGGCACUCAAUCCGUGAAUUUCUCGCAAAACAUGUCCAAAUCAUUGCACUUUGAACAUUCUUGGGCAACAUGAAUCCACCUUCUGUCAUGUUGCUGCACCCGCCAGCAGCACAUCUUCGUGGCAUGGCGAUAAAUUAGCUCAAAAUGGAAGCUCGGAGUUGCAGUCAGCUCUGUGUUUUAGUAUCGCGGAAAUGGCGAUGAGACUGAUAGACUUCCUGCUGUAACGUCACAGAUGUCAAGGUCAUUCACUGAGACCGCUACCUAUAUGAAUCACUUUAAUCAUAAAAAAUUACUAUAUUAGAUUUAUUAUUAACGCUUAACUAUUCCUAUGCCAUUCUUGAGGUCUCAAGGCAUUUAUAAACAAAAAGUGAGGCCAUGGUUCUGCAUAUCUCCUUUAACCUCUUCACCUUAGAAAUGCUUGGGCAUUUUAAACUGAUCUCUAUUUACUUUCCAUAGUAUGUUUUGCAUGUGUUUACCACAGACAGGAAUUUGGACCCUGAUAAGAAAAGAAUUGCAAACGUGCUCCCUUGAAUGUUACGUCAAAUAGAAAUGUGGUGCAAAAGUCAAUUGGUUUGUUUAGACCAUGUGUACUGAUGGAUACAUUUUUUUAAAUUUUUGCCAUAUUUACCACCAGCCUUAUCAGCGAGUUCCUAUUUCCAGCCCUGGAGGGACAAACAUUAUAUAAUCCCCUGCUUUAUACCUCAGGUCAGGCCCGCCGACAGGGGGGGACAAACGGGUAUGUUGUCCCGGGCCCAGGAAUGGGGGGGGCCCAGAACUGGGCUGUCAUGAAGUUGCGAUUAAAUUAUUUUAUUUCAUUUCAAAAUGUGUUGAUUUGGGGGAGAAAUGUGCUAUAUUUGCAUUCAAUAAAUGAUUUCUAGAUCUUU
Messenger RNA from Neoarius graeffei (lesser salmon catfish), 5460 nucleotides. It is a transcript of the gene mtg2, whose product is annotated as mitochondrial ribosome-associated GTPase 2. The transcript is spliced from 7 exons. Lineage: Eukaryota; Metazoa; Chordata; Actinopteri; Siluriformes; Ariidae. The coding region runs from base 400 to 1608 and encodes 402 amino acids. Gene Ontology annotation, cellular component: mitochondrion. Gene Ontology annotation, molecular function: GTPase activity; magnesium ion binding; GTP binding. The record is from RefSeq and is a predicted model, not a curated record.